AUGAGGAAAUUUGUGCGCACGCGCCCGGCAGCUCCCCCCGCCGACACCUCGUCGAACCACCCCCCACAUAGCCCUAAUGGACACCUGAAUGGUAUUGGUAGCGGACCGCGACGCGACGAUCACCACUCCACACUGUCUAGCAGUGCAGUGCACCAUGCGCCGACGUCACGUCUGCGGUACUGGAACGGCGAGGAAGCUGCGGGAGCGCUGUGGGAGGACCCGGACUUUCCGGCGAAUGCGAGCGCCAUCGGGGACCGCCGCCUUGCCGCCAACGUGCAGUGGCUGCGUCCAUACGAGCUGAGUGCCCAGCCGCGGUUUCUGGGUGACACGAUUGUCGAGGCGAAGCCUCCUGGUGAGACGCAGCCACUUGAUCCAAACGCUUCAGAGACAGAACUUGAAGACGAACCUGAGGAGCAGUUCGCUGCCAGGUGGUGCGUGGAGGUGGGCGAGCUGGGCGAUGCGGGGCUGUGCUGCGCGGCGGCUGCGCUGGCGCUCACGCCGCGCCUGCUGGCGCGCGUCGCGCCGCCCCACUCCUUCCGCCGCGGGUACACAGGUGCAUUCAGGUUCCAGGUGUGGGUGUUCGGGUCGUGGCGCGAGGUGGUGGUGGAUGACCGGCUGCCGGCGCGCGGCGCCCGUCUACUGGCCAGCCGCUCCGCGCUGCCGCACGACUACACUCUGCCCCUGCUGGAGAAGGCCUACGCCAAGCUGUACGGUUCGUACGCGGCGCUACGCGGCGGAUCGUGCGCUCGCGCGCUGCAGGACAUGACGGGCGGCGUGGUGCAGAGCUUCGCACCGCCGCGCCAGCCGCCCGCGCUGCUGCUGCGCGUGCUCAACACCGCCGUGCCGCGCUCCACGCUGCUCGUCGCCACCGCCAAGCCGGAGAAGGAGGGAAGCGGGCAGCGGAUGCGCAACGGGCUGAUCGCGGAGCAAGCGUACUGCGUGACGGGGCUGGCGCGCGUGCGGGAGGCGGGCGGCGGGGCGGGCGGCGAGGAGGAGGGCGGCGGCGUGCUGGUGCGCGUGCGCGCGCCGAGCGGGCGCGGCGAGUGGCGCGGCGCGGGGGCGCGCGGCGGCCCGCUGUGGCGCGCGCUGCCGCCCGCCGACCGCGACCUGCUCGCCGCGCGCACGCCGGAGCCCGCGCACUUUUGGAUGCCGUUCGCGGAGUUCGCGCGCGCGUUCUGGCGGCUGGAGCUGGUGCACGUGGGGCCGGACGAGUGGGUGCGCGAGGCGGCGCUGCGCGCGCGCCGGCCGUGGCGCCUGGUGGUGGCGCGGCGCCGCUGGCGCGCCGGCUACAACGCGGGCGGGCCGCCGCCGGGCCGCACGGCCGCCGCCAACCCGCAGUUCCGCGUGGCCGUGCCGCCGCCCGCCGCCGCGCACCUGGUGCUGGCCGUGGCGCAGCGCUACGAGCCGGCGGCGCCGCGCCCGCUGCGCGGCGUCGGCUUCGCGCUCUUCGAGCUGCCGCCCGCCGCCGUCGCACGCCGCGCCGCGCUCGCCACUGACGAGGACGCCUUCAAGCACUACCGACCGCUGGAAACAGCACACGCCGGGCGCGCCCGUGAGGUGGCUGCCUUCGUGCUGCUGGCUCCGGGACACUACCUGCUGGUGCCGCACGCGCGCCGCGCGCACGCCGAGGGCGCCUUCCUGCUGCGCGUGCUGUGCGACCGGCGCGCUGAUGUCUGGGAAGUGAACGACGACAAUGUCAUCAUCAGAGAUAUCAACACUGAGUUCCAGGACGAUGGCCGCUCUAUACCGCCGCACGUGGAAGCAGCUAUUUCUAAAGUAAUUAGGAAGCAAGGCUCCGACGAGUUGGACGCGUGGGCGCUGCGCGCGGUGCUGCGCGGCGGCGGGGCGUGGGGCGGCGCGUGGGGCGGCGCGUGCGGCGGCGCGUCGCUGGAGCUGUGCCGCGCGCUUGUGGCGCUGCGCGACGGCGCGCUGGCGGGCCGGCUGGCGGCGCGCGAGCUGGCGCCGCUGCUGGCGCUGCUGGCGCUGUGGCGCGCGGCCGUGCGGCGCCACGCGCGCCGCAGCCGCGUGUCGGCGUACCGGCUGCGCGCGCUGCUGUGGGCGGCCGGCGUGGGCGCCAGCAACAAGGUGCUGGAGUGCCUCGUGCUGCGCUUCGCCUCGCGCACCUCGCUCUCCGCCGACGCCUGCCUGCUGGCGCUGGCGAGGCUGCACCUCGCGCACGAACGAUACCGCACUUUGGAUGCAAAAUUGAAAUCGAACCCCCUCUCACUGGAAGAGGUUAUUCUAAUGACGAUCUACUCAUGA
Messenger RNA from Parnassius mnemosyne (clouded apollo), 2262 nucleotides. The record is from the annotation of a GenBank genome assembly. NCBI's taxonomy places the organism in Eukaryota, Metazoa, Arthropoda, Insecta, Lepidoptera, Papilionidae.